Messenger RNA from Nerophis lumbriciformis (worm pipefish), 840 nucleotides. The record is from RefSeq and is a predicted model, not a curated record. Lineage: Eukaryota; Metazoa; Chordata; Actinopteri; Syngnathiformes; Syngnathidae.
AUGAAGGAACCUGUCCGGGGUCUGGCUGUGAUUCUUUCUUUGCUGUGCCAAGUGUGGACCUGGGACUCAGUGGUGGACUUAUCUUUCAAUGUGGGUAGCGAAGUGGAGCUCAACUGCAAUCACACCGAAGAUUUAGUCUACGUCAUCUGGAAAAUUAAGCUAGAAGGAGGCAAACAGUGUCAGGUGGGCAUCAACUUAAGCAAUGGCAAGAAGGACGACACAUGCGGCGACAGUACAUCCCUGGAAAAGGCCUCGGAGGCUCACUACUACCUGCGAAUCCCUGAAUUCACUGAGCGUGACGUGGGCCUGUACAAGUCCGAAAUGGUUUUCAAUGGAGGAAUGCACACUUGUAGCAUCACCUUGUCCAUCACAGUUCCUCCUCGUAUCUCGUCCUGGCUGGAGUGGAGCGACGACGGCACUUUAGCCAUUUGCAAAGCCGAGGGAGGAAAGCCGGCCGCCAACAUCACGUGGCGCCAUGUCGGCAACUCGUCGUCCGCUGAAACCAGGCGUGCUUCCGGUUACGUGGAAAGUCGCCAAAAACUCCACGAGAACAAUGGCGACGUCAUGUGCGUUGUCAAGCAUCCUUUCUGGUCAGAAGAGAAGAUCUUGAUACCCGUACAUAAAAAAGGUGUGUCAAACGUUGUGUGGAUACUUCUAGUCAUCUCUGUUUUAGUUAUGCUUGCUGCAUUCCUAUUGGUCAUAUAUAAGAAGCAAACAAUCCUCAGACGCUGUCUACUGUCUAACCGCUCGCCAUCCAAAUCUGAGCAAACGGAGGCUGUAGAGGAAGUGGAGCCUUAUGAAUGCUACGUUCAACGUGUCAACUCCAUCUAUAACUUAUGA